AUGGACUGAAGUAUCUGGCAGGGAUGGGUGCACUUUUAUAGAUUUUACAUUUCAGUCACAGUUAAGCACAAAAUCAGGGGUUAAGAUGCUGCUGGCUAUGGUUCACAGGUUCGUCAAAGUAGAACGGGUCGGCUCGGUUCUUUCAGCCGCACCAUUUUGCGGCAGGAGACGCGUCUCUACGCAUGAACCCAGAAAUCUCAUCGAUGCCUACGGAGAGGCGAAGAGGAUAUGCUACUCCAAGAAGCCCCCUCCAGAUGUGAACUCACGGGCAGUAUUUGCUACCAAUGAGUUGCAUCUGAGCCAUAUCAACACCUACGGGUUUGAUUAUGACUACACUCUGGCAGACUAUAAGCCUGCUAUGCACCAUCUUAUAUAUGACCUGGGCAAACAAGCACUGGUGGAACAAUACAAGUAUCCCCAAGAGGUCAGCAACCUACAAUAUUUACCCAACUUUGCUGUUAGAGGUCUGCACUAUGACAUUCAAAAAGGCCUUCUUCUCAAAGUGGACUCCUUCAACCAGAUUCAGCUGGGAUCUGUCUACAGGGGGCUUUCCAAGGUGUCGGACGAGGAGGUGCUGGCUCUGUACGGUUCAACGCUGCUGCCCGUCAACUAUAUCGAGCCUCCGCCCGGACGAUCGCACGUGGAGGCGCGCAUGGUGCAGCUGGCCGACCUCUUCUCGCUGCCGGAGAUGUGCCUGAUGUGCCAGGUCACCGACCUCUUCGUCACCAACAACAUCGACUUCCAGCCGGCCGUGCUGUUCUCGGACGUGCGGAACGCCAUCGGCAGUAUCCACCCGAAAAUGCACGGGAUCGUCAGUAAGAACCCGGCCUCCUACCUCAAGGAGAACCCAGAUCUGGUGCCGUACUUGGAGCGGCUCGUCCAGGAGGAACGGAAGCUCUUCCUCAUCACCAACAGCCCUUUCGACUUCGUGGACCGAGGGAUGCAGUUUCUUGCGGGGCCCGAGUGGAGGUCUCUGUUUGAUCUGGUUGUCGUCGAGGCCAAGAAGCCCAAGUUUUUCACACAGUGGUCGUCGCCGUUGCGGAGAUUUGAUCUCGGCACGCGGUCAAAGACUUGGAGCCAGGUUACGGAGGUCAAGAAGGGUCAGGUGUACUGUGAGGGCAACGUGCGCCAGCUGCAGCAGCUGACGGGCUGGUCAGGCGGGAACGUGCUGUACUUCGGCGACCAUCCAUACACGGACCUGGCCGACGUGCGCCUGCACCACGGCUGGCGGACAGGCGCCAUACUCUGGGAGCUAGACCACGAGAUCAGCAUCCUGAACCAACCCGAGUACAAGGCCAACAGCAACUGGCUGCAGCAGCUGCAGCAGUUGAUCGAGAGCGAGCAGAACGAACUGCGCCGGCCCGAGAACAAGCCCAUCAUGCAGCAGUGGGUCGCCGAACGCGACCAGCUAAGGCUGUACACGAAGAACAUCUUCAACAAUCAGUUCGGCAGCCUGUUCCGGACGCACCACAACCCCACCUACUUCUCACGACGCCUGUUCCACUUCUGCGAUCUCUACACGUCCAGCAUCUCCAACCUGCUCGAUCUCAACACCGCGCACGUGUUCUUCCCGCGGCGCGGCGCGCUGCCGCAUGAGUACCGCUCCAUGUUCGUCUAGCGCUGACGUCACGCGAACCGUGUGACGUCACUGCAGUCUACCGGGCGGCGGAAUAAGGCAAAGGCGUUUGUUUGGCUGGGGACGACGUAUGGCCUGUAUUCAGGAUUAGUGAGCUGCGACAGGGUUGAAGGCCGAUCUGUGACCUUCUGGCACAGCAGGUGUUCUCGUGCUAUAAUUAUCGGAGGUCCCGCUGCCGCCAGGUGAGGGGGUCUGGACACGGAAACGUAGGUGCACAACAUUUCUGCCAUCGGAGCUUUUGCCAGCGGGCAUUUUAGAGCUCGUGGACGUUGUUUCAGAUCCGCUUUUUGUAGGAUCGAUGUGAUGAGAUGUAAUCAACGCUUAACCAAGCGCCCGGCCUCGUCGAUAUAGCCAUACCUGUCUGCCAUCGCAUCAUGUGUGAACUAGCGCGUGCUUUUGUAUGCGCUGUAUUCAAACGUAGCCUGUCGUCAGUCGGGUUGGAUUCUGUUCUCGCCAGCCAUGUCGCCUCUGCGGCCUUCCGCUGGCCCGUUACUGCGGAAGCGUCCAGGGGCCUGUGCCGGGCGUCAUCCAGCAACGUCGACCCGAUGCUGUUGGCGUGGUGGGCUGCUUCGGCGGGCGCUCGUACCCACGCCACGCACUCGGUAGCGGUCCGUCAAGCGUCCGUGGUCUCCGACGAGCCGCUCCCGUGGUCUGAUAAAGCGUGAGCGUUCUCGCCGGUGCGUCGGUAUUCCGCUCCGUUCAGUGGCCACACGUCUGCCGCUCAUUGCGUAGUAGUUCUCCUCUCGUCACGUGACCGCUGAGCCGCCUGUCAAGCGGACAGUAGACCGGCUGGACGGUGGCGUUUACGUAACAGGACCGUUCUGGUCUGUGGUCUGCUCUGAUAUGCUCAGUAUCUCGAAGCAUUUGCUUGUUUUGUGUGUCACUGAUCGCAGAUGUUCUGCUAGUUUCCUGUUCAAAGACCAAAGUAAGCCGCCUUUUGUAUUACCACGAACAUUUGGAUUUGUUUAGAUUAUCUGUUUACUCUAGUACGAUAAAAUGCAUCGCAGUUUCAUAAAAAAACUGGCAAACGUACAGCGUGUGUAUUAACACAUACGAAGUAGAGUAUCUCGGUGCUCUCUCAUUUGCACCGAUAGAACAGUGUGUUUUACCAAGGAACAAAACCUCACGCCUCUCGUAAUGCGGCUUGGAAUGGCCAGGUGGCACGUGUGUUUUCAUAUCCGCUGUCACAGUUGGACAAUCUGUAUUCCACAUUAGUGGCUGAUAUAGUGUAAACUAUGUCCGUUGUUGGUGUUUUGACGAGUUUCUUUGAGAGGAGAAAAUGCUUUCAUCAUCGUCUACUUAUAAUAACUAAGUCAAACCGCCGUGGUGUUACAGGUCGGUUUAGACGGCUAGUUGAUGGACUGUUGUGUGUAUAUUAGUGUAUUCGAAUACCGUGGGCCUGUGCAAUAAACGCGAGCUAGUCGCCGGCGUGUCUAAG
Messenger RNA from Pollicipes pollicipes, 3074 nucleotides. RefSeq names its product 5' nucleotidase C (gene Nt5c). Lineage: Eukaryota; Metazoa; Arthropoda; Thecostraca; Pollicipedomorpha; Pollicipedidae. Bases 86 to 1618 code for a protein of 510 amino acids. The record is from RefSeq and is a predicted model, not a curated record. Gene Ontology annotation, molecular function: 5'-nucleotidase activity. The transcript has 11 exons.